AUGGACUCCACCAGACACAGACACAGCCUUAGCAAACCAGCUUUGGGCAAGCGCCGCAAAGACCGUGUCCCUUGUCCUGCUGAUCACUCGGAGGCCGUCUUUUUCCCCCGACGCUGCACUUUGGCGAGGAGGAAGUCUCCCAGCCGACACAUGCGCCCCAGUGGCCACGAUAACGGAUUGCCGUUGUGCGAUGUCGCUUUGUUCCAGACUGCGGCUAUCGCGAAUUCACUAGCCAACAAGCCAGCAAUAUCCAGAGAGGCAUUGCAACUCAAGGCGGCUUCACGCGCUGCAUCUUUACGAUCUCAAGUCGGUUCAGGACGUUCCGUUAGAUCCAGUACGAGGGAGGCUUAUGAAGCCCUGACAUGGCGGAAUAGACUUAGACAGCAGCCGAAGUCACCUGGAGGACAACAACCUAGUCCCUGCUGCACAUCUUGCUUCACAAAAGAGACUCCUAAGUGGCGAGAAGGUCCUUUCGGGUCACACACACUCUGCAACAAGAUCUUUCGCGCUUCUGGAUCCCAGAGGAGGAUCUGGCAAUUCAACUUCUACUUCGUUACCAUGGGCGAAAUUCAAGGAAAUACCGUCAACAAUGACGGGAUUCAAGCGGCGGAGAAACGAGAUGAUGCCGUCUCUAACACAGUAUCCCUCAAAGACGAGUCAAUUCUCGAAAAGGCACGACUUCUAGGUGCCACACCAGAUGAAAUCGUCGAAGCGGAAGAGCAUGGCCGCACACUCGACCUGGCGGAAGCCAAGAAGCGCGCCGAAACUCUCGUCUACUUCCACGAACAUGAUCCCAACUUCAGCAAAGAGUCGAUUGUGCGUUUGAUAUCAUUCGUCAACAACACCGAACUCUUCCAGAAUCCAGACGAACACGCAGACGCCAUCGCCGACAUCAAGACAGAAAUCUCCCUCGUCACCAUCAACUCCCCCUACGCCGAAGUCCGCGCCGUAGUCAGCAACAAAGACGACCCGUCAACACCAGCCGGCACGAUCCGCGCCUGGUGCAUCGGCUUGUUCUUCGUCGUCCUGCAAAGCUUCGUCAACCAGCUCUUCUCGGUGCGACAGCCGACGAUUCGUCUGCAGGCGCCGGUCAUCCAGCUUCUUUCGUUCCCGCUUGGUAAGGCGUGGGAGAAAUGGAUGCCCGUUGGCAAGUUCACGCUUUUUGGAUCUGAGUUACUUUUGAACCCUGGAAAGUUCAACCAGAAGGAGCAUAUGUUGAUCUCGAUCAUGGCGAACGUCUCGACGAGCUUGCCGCAUUCUCGAUAUAUCAUCUUUACCAGCUGGCUGAAGAAGUACUUCGAUCUGCCAUUCGCGGCUGAUUUCGGCUUCCAGAUUUGUCUUUCUCUGGCUAUGAAUCUACUGGGCUUUGGCCUCGCUGGAUUGGCGCGACGAUUCCUGGUAUAUCCGUCAUUCUGCAUUUGGCCUCGAUCCCUUGCCACAGUCGCUCUCAACCAGAGUUUGCACAACGAUUCCGGAAACAGCAGCGUUCUGGGUCCCUUUAAGAAGAUGUACAGCAUGACACGAUACCGAUUCUUCAUGAUCGCCUUUGCCUCCAUGUUCGUUUGGUUCUGGUUCCCCGACCUCAUUGUCUCAGCCCUCUCGCUGUUCAACUGGCUUGCUUGGAUCUCGCCCAACAACUUCAACUUGACUGCCAUCACUGGCGUUUCUAAGGGUCUCGGCUUCAACCCUCUUCCAACCUUUGACUGGAACAUUGCCACGUAUUACAUUGAUCCGCUAUUGGUUCCCUUCCACGUCACUGUCAACAUGUUUCUUGGUGCUGCGUUGGGUGGAAUCACUAUCAUCGCUAUGUACUGGAAUAACACCUACAACACUGGUUACCUCCCCAUCAACACAAACACUAUGUUUGACAACACGGGAGGCAAGUAUAAUGUGUCUUCCAUUCUAGAUGACCGCGGGUUGCUGGAUGCAGAGAAAUACCAGGCUUAUAGCCAGGUCUAUAUCGCUGCCUCGUCAGUGACAUUUUACAUCUACUUCUUCGCCGUAUACAGUGCAGUCAUCUCCUAUGCUGCUCUCUAUCACUGGAACGACAUCAAGCUAGGCUUUGUCUCAUUGUGGGAGAGUUUCAAGAAGAACAGCAAGGUCAACGAGUUCAAGGAUGUUCACACAAGACUCAUGGAGAAGUAUCAAGAGGUUCCAGAAUGGUGGUAUCUGAUUCUAAACGUCGUGGGAGUUGCUUUCGGAAUCGCCUCUGUUGCAGCCUGGCCUACCAACACCAGCGUCGGCACUGUCUUCUUUGGUCUUGCUCUUGCAAUCAUCUUCACCAUCCCAACUGGUAUCAUCUAUGCUACGACGGGCAUUGAGGUCGAAUUCAACGUGCUAGCCGAGUUUAUCGGAGGAGCAUGGCAACCUGGAAAUGCCUUGGCAAUGAACUUCUUCAAGGGCUUUGGAUACGUGACAGUAGCUCAUGCGCUCGACUUUUCCAAUGACCUGAAGCUCGGCCAUUACCUCAAGAUUCCUCAGCGUCAGACCUUUUGGUGCCAAACUGUUGCGACUAUUGUUUCCGCCAUUGUCUGCACAGGCGUCAUGAACUUCCAGAUCCUCAACAUCCCCGAUAUUUGCGAGUCCACUCAGAAAGAUCGCUUCACUUGCCCUGGUGUUGAGUCUUACUUCACCGCAGCAGUACUCUUUGGCUCGCUCGCACCCCAAAGAGUCUUUGGCCAAGGUGGUCUCUACACAGCCCUCCUUGCAGCUUUCCCUGUCGGACUGGCCUUCCCAGUUGUGUACUACUACGCCACCCGCAGGCUCCCCAAGACUCACUGGCUCACCAAGAUCCAUCCUGUUGUGAUUUUCAGUGGUGGUCAUAUCUGGUCGCCGUACAACCUGGCCUACGUCUGGCCCGCAGUCAUCCCCGGCUGGAUCUCCUGGGUCGUCGUCCGAAAGAGGUAUCUUGCGUUCUGGGCAAAGUACAACUACGUCCUGUCAGCAGCCUGGCAGACUGGUAUUGCCCUUGCUGCACUUGUGAUAUUCUUCACUGUUAGCUACCACGGUGCUUCAAUCAAUUGGAUCGGCAACCAUGCCGAUAGUGGCUGUGAGGCGGAUGUCUGCACGAGACUCAAGGUGCCGGAGGGGGAGAUCUUUGGACCGUCGCCGGGAACUUUUACGUAA
Molecule: messenger RNA, 3126 nt
Organism: Fusarium sp. VM40
Lineage: Eukaryota; Fungi; Ascomycota; Sordariomycetes; Hypocreales; Nectriaceae
Source: the annotation of a GenBank genome assembly